CAGUGGUUGUUAAUCUCAGGACACAUCUAAUUUCCUUCUCCUUGGUACCUACUUCAGAAGAGGACCCGGUGGCUCUCGGCCAGGGCACAAGUCCGCAGCUCACGGUACCAGUUUGUCCUACAGCUAUCUUCUCCAGUGUACCUUGAGGAUCUUCCUCCAGUGUGGCUUGGGUCUGCAGAUCCACCCACUAGCCCACAUCCUCCUGAAGAAACUGCAGGCUCCCUCUCAGAAAAGCUUCUGCUGCCGUGACUUGGGGGUCACCCUGCAGGGCCCUGGUUGAGAGCCUCGUCCUAGUGCUGUACUCCCGGCAUGGAGGUGAAGAACUUCGCAGCUUGGGACUAUGUUGUAUUCGCAGCCCUCUUUAUCGUUUCCUCUGGAAUUGGGGUGUUCUUUGCCAUUAAGGAGAGGAAAAAGGCAACCUCUAAGGAAUUCCUGAUAGGGGGAAGGCAGAUGUCCUUCGGCCCUGUAGCCCUGUCCCUGACAGCCAGCUUUAUGUCGGCUGUCACUGUCUUGGGAACCCCUGCUGAGGUCUACCGCUUUGGGGCCUCCUUCACGCUCUUCUUCAUUGCUUACGGGUUCGUUAUCAUCUUCACAUCGGAACUUUUUCUCCCUGUGUUCUACAGAUCUGGCAUCACCAGCACCUAUGAGUACUUACAGCUACGCUUCAACAAACCAGUUCGCUACGCGGCAACCGUCAUCUACAUCGUGCAGACGGUUCUCUACACAGGCGUGGUGGUGUACGCACCUGCCCUGGCGCUCAACCAAGUGACUGGGUUUGACCUCUGGGGCUCUGUGUUUGCCACGGGAAUCGUCUGCACGUUUUACUGCACCCUGGGAGGAUUAAAGGCAGUGGUGUGGACAGACGCAUUUCAGAUGGUUGUCAUGAUUGUGGGAUUCUUAACAGUUCUCAUUCAAGGGUCCAUGAAAGCUGGUGGAUUCCACAACGUAUUAGAGCAAGCAGCAAAUGGAUCCCGACUGCAAAUCGUUGAUUUUGAUGCAGAUCCUCUUCGGAGGCACACGUUUUGGACAAUCUCGGUUGGAGGAACUUUUACGUGGCUCGGCAUCUACGGAGUUAAUCAAUCAACCAUCCAGAGAUGCAUCUCUUGCAAGACAGAAAAGCAUGCUAAGCUUGCCUUGUACUUUAACUUGUUGGGCCUCUGGAUCAUCCUGGUGUGUGCGGUCUUCUCGGGAUUAAUCAUGUAUUCCUAUUUUAAAGACUGCGACCCUUGGACUUCUGGCAUGAUCUCAGCCCCGGACCAGCUGAUGCCAUAUUUUGUGAUGGAAAUAUUUGACAAAAUGCCAGGACUCCCAGGACUUUUUGUAGCCUGUGCCUUCAGUGGGACUCUGAGCACUGUGGCCGCCAGCAUCAAUGCCUUAGCAACUGUGACCUUCGAGGAUUUUGUCAAGAGCUGCUUUCCCAGUCUCUCAGACAAGAUAAGCACCUGGACCAGUAAAGGCUUAUGUCUCCUGUUCGGCGUUCUGUGCACAUCCAUGGCUGUGGCGGCUUCCCUCAUGGGGAGUGUCGUGCAGGCUUCCCUCAGCAUCCACGGCAUGUGUGGGGGACCCAUGCUGGGCUUGUUCUCCUUGGGACUCGUGUUUCCUUUUGUGAACUGGAAGGGUGCAAUAGGAGGCCUUCUGACUGGAAUCACCUUGUCGUCGUGGGUGACCAUAGGGGCCUUUGUUUACCCCGCACCAGAUGUGAAGACCCGGCCCUUGCCUUUAUCCGUGGAGCAGUGUGUGCCGACAAACCUGACCACAUCAGCACCUUCAGUCUUCCCCAGCAGGCCUGAACUGGCGGACACCUGGUACUCCCUGUCCUACCUGUACUUCAGCGCGGUGGGCUGCAUCAGCUGCAUUCUUGCAGGCAUACUCAUCAGCUUCAUAACAGGUCUCCAGCGAGGUGAGGAUAUCAACCCACUCUUGAUUAGACCAGUUUGCAAUUUAUUUUGCUUUUGGUCUAAGAAGUACAGAGCUCUGUGCUGGUGUGGAGUGCAGCACGGCCAGGAGCCCGAGCAGGAUGACCUUGAGGACAGCACUGCCUGGAAACACACAGGUGAAUCUGUGCUCCAGAACGGACUCAGGACAGAAAGCCCGGCGCCCAUGCCAGGUUUCAAUCCCGAUGACAAAAGCUGUGACAAUAUGGCGCUGGAGAAGAUCACCCACUUCUAGAGCAAUGCACAUGCGCGAGUGUGCGUACUAAGACGCCCUCCACACGCUUCUUACUUGUUGCUAGUAGACUUGCAUGUCGGUCACGGUUAGAAGACAAGCAUGUUCAGUAACUAUUUAUAUACUUAUUUAUACCAAUAGAAUGCUUCUUUCCCAGGAUACUCUUUGGAAAGCUUCCAUUUCAGGUGAGAAAAAUCAGCCAACCACAAGGGCCUAAUGAUUUCCUUCUUGAAUAAAUCAAGACUGAAUUGAA
Molecule: messenger RNA, 2419 nt
Organism: Octodon degus (degu)
Lineage: Eukaryota; Metazoa; Chordata; Mammalia; Rodentia; Octodontidae
Gene: Slc5a12
Product: solute carrier family 5 member 12
Exons: 15
Coding region: 310-2169 (619 amino acids)
Biological process (GO): sodium ion transport; transmembrane transport
Cellular component (GO): membrane
Molecular function (GO): symporter activity; lactate transmembrane transporter activity
Source: RefSeq, a predicted model, not a curated record